GUUUCGUUUAAAAAUUUUCGUAUAUACUACUUUGCUUAUCGACUAGUUUUCGUUACAAACUUGUAAAGAGGAUUUGAGAUUAAUCAAUUACAUAUAUCAAUGGAGAUAUAUACUUUUGACAAAAGUCUCCAAGAAAGACUGGUUGAAUUAACUGAAAUCUUGUCAAGUAGAGGUGAAAUAGUACCUGCAUCGCAGAUACAAGCAGAAUGGUCCUAUCAUGUGGAACUUGUGUUGGAACCUGUUGGUUGGCAAGCAUUGUGGAAGAUAUCACGUUUAGUGUGUGAAGACUUUCAAAUCCAUUAUCCUACCAUAGUAGUUGUUGAGGUUGAGCAAGUCAAUUUUAAUGCCUUAUCUGCAUUAGUGAAAAUCACUGCUGUUCAAGACGAAAUUCAUUUGCCUGAAAAAUAUGAUGUACCGCUUGUAGAACUUUAUCCAACCCUUAAGCAAGAAAAUAUUGCUUUAGACAUGGUGGGCACCUCAAGUUGCAUUGAUCAACUAAGAUUUUUUUAUAAUUAUUUGUGGAUGCCAUGGGAUAUAGAUGAUGACGAUAAUGCUGAUUGGGUGUCUGUACAUUUGGAAACAAGAAUCAGAUUGUUUUUUGAUAUGAAGAGGGGUAUUGUUAGCAAGGACACCAGUGAUGUUAUCAGAGGUUUAGUAAGAGAAGGACGAGAGAUUCAACAAAGAAUAUCAAGAUUAGAGGAUACUAUUUCUGAUGAAGAGGAUUCUGAAGUUGAUAUACUAGAUGGAGGAACAGCAUGUCAAUUAAUGAAACUUCACUUUCGAUUGCAACAAAUUAAGAGAGAGAUGGAAGUUCUUGAAAAUCCUGCUAUGAGAGAAAUCCUUGUAAAAAAUAGAACUUCAUCAUUAACCACUAAUAAAAUAGAAAAGCAGGAGAGUGAAGAAAGGUGUGUGAAAGGAUACUUUGUAUGGCUUGGUGGGAGUCUGGAGGAAAUGAAAGAAAUUAUAAAUAAAGUUGAAGCUUCUGUAUCUCCAAAAUUAUUUUUCAAGAUAUCUGGCUCACUGCAAGAAACUCUACAUAUGUGUGAACCAGGAGAUACUAUUGUAAUUGGAGAAGGAAAUCAUGAAAUAAAAGGUGCUGGUAAUUUAGAAGAGGGUGGUACUAUUAAGGGAAUUCAUAAGUUAGACCAGACUAUUCUUUCUGUGAAAGACAUUGAAGUUGUACCAUCUGUACUUGAUUUUUCUGGCAGUGAAGUUUUGCUAGAAAACAUUACUGUAGACGUAGCUGAUCUUAGAGCAGCCAUAAUAGUUAGGGCUGGAACUACAAAAAUUGUUAAUUGUAAAAUAUGUGCCUUAAAUCAGAGUAUGGUGAAGUUAGGAGUUGUGGUUUUACCUAAUGCAAAAUUGAUAGUAGAAAAUACUUUAUUCGACGGUCUUGGGACUGGUCUGGUUAUUUAUGGCCAUGGGGAAGUGCUUAUGACUAAUUGCAAUUUUAAAAAUUGUGCAGAGGGUAUACAGCUGCAUGACAAUGCGAAAUUAGUAGCAACAAAUUGUUCAUUAGGACAUUUUAAAGAGUAUGCUAUUCGUUUUGAAACUCGAAAAUAUUUAAAUAAUUCAGAAAGCAAAUGCGGUAAAUUGGAAUUGCUAGAUAAUAUAUCGGAAGUCACCUUACAUGAAUGUAAUUUCGAAGAAAACGGCAAAGGAGACGUCGCAUUAAAACCUAGCAAAACAUUUACUUUAACAACGAAGCAAGACGAGUCGGAGAAAAUGGAGUCUUAAAGUAAUUUAUUUAAAUUAUAGUUGUUAUAAAUUUUAUUUGUUACAAAAGUGCAUGUGAUUUAUGGUGCUUCCGUAAAAAUAUACGAAUUUUGUAUUUUUUUUAUAAAAACAUAC
Megachile rotundata (alfalfa leafcutting bee) is the source of this 1851-nucleotide messenger RNA. It is a transcript of the gene nesd, whose product is annotated as SHC binding and spindle associated nessun dorma. NCBI's taxonomy places the organism in Eukaryota, Metazoa, Arthropoda, Insecta, Hymenoptera, Megachilidae. The record is from RefSeq and is a predicted model, not a curated record. Gene Ontology annotation, biological process: spermatogenesis; male meiosis cytokinesis.